This is a messenger RNA of Trichoplusia ni (cabbage looper), 6152 nucleotides long. Its product is annotated as phosphatase and actin regulator 4B. Gene Ontology annotation, molecular function: actin binding. Gene Ontology annotation, biological process: actin cytoskeleton organization. The transcript is spliced from 13 exons. The record is from RefSeq and is a predicted model, not a curated record. The coding region runs from base 604 to 2445 and encodes 613 amino acids. NCBI's taxonomy places the organism in Eukaryota, Metazoa, Arthropoda, Insecta, Lepidoptera, Noctuidae.
AAAAACAACCUUGAACUCAAAACGACUCUACAAUAAAUGCUUCAUGUUGUUGUACACUUAAAGGAUGAAGAGGCAUGUAAAACUUGAGUACCAAACAACAAUUAUAAUUUAUUUAUUUAUGUCGGCGUAGUCAGUAUCUGCGUACAAAUGUUACAAUACAAAUAGAGCAAAACAUUCAUAAUUCUGGCGGGAGUGGCAGACACCGCGCGCCAUCACGACGUACCGUAGUUCGUUGUCGGCCGGCUGUGUCUGUGUUAGUUAAAGUGUCGGCGGCGGCGCGGUGCGGCGCGGCAGAGAUACUCGCCAGCCGUCUCGCUACGACUACAGCCCGGAGAGGCGAGUCGAGUGCAUUGCAACAUGCAGGAGGGACAGAGGCAGGCAGGCGGGCCCCCACUCUACCCCGCGUUACCGGCCGCCCGCACGCCAGUUUGCCGUUGAGCGUCUCUAGCGGCGCAGGCAUUUCGCAAUGGAAACGUCGUAGUCGGCGUUGUUCGCGUCGGUUUCACAUCUCGUGUGGCUUUGUUUAGUGUUCAUUGACAGUGUAAUUGGUGUUCUUACCAUAGUGAAGAUGCCGCCAGUGCGACAUGGCGACGCGUAGUUGACAUGUCGCUGAGCGCGCCCGUCCAGGCGGUGCGCGGGACUAGGACCAACAGCCUCGACCAACUCGAUUUUCAGGAGCGCAGGCAACUGAUUGCGAGCUCGUUAUCUCUUACUGAUUUCUUACAUGUCGGGGCAAAGGAGGUGGCAGCAGUCGCCGCUAAAAAACAAAAUGGCUCGGCUGUACGCACGAACAGUUUGGGGUCGGGCGCGCGCACACCUCCGGCUGAGCGACCCAAGUCGAAGUUCUCAGCCUUUGGUAGACUUUUUAAGCCGUGGAAGUGGAAACGGAAAAAGAAAUCAGAAAAAUUCGAAGCUGCUUCUAGAACCUUAGAAAGGAAGAUAUCCGUCCGAGCGAAUAGAGAUGAGUUGGUGCAGAAAGGUAUCCUCUUACCAGAGAGCCCGGUCACACCCGUACCCGAAGUGGAUGAGCCAUUAUCACCGAGCCCCGGUGACGAGGCUCGCGCGGGCGCGGGCAGCGCGGAGCAGGCGGCGCAGGAGCGGCUGGUGGGCAUGCACGCCGCGCUGCAGGCUCAGCUCGCCUCGCAGCUGGCGCAGCAGCAGGCCGCGCUCGCUGCUGCCGUCGCCGCCGCCGCAGCCGCUCAUCAUCACCAUCAAAACAAUAACGUCAUUGAACCAAAGAAAGACAAAUUGGAGAAUGGUGGCGAGCUGAUGAGGCCCGAGCGCCCGAACUCCUUGACUGGCAAAAUUCCUCGACGAAUAUGCUACCAGGGAGAUGUCGUGGGUGGUUACGGGUCGACGGCCGACGGCGGCGGCGGCGGGGACAUGGAGGAACAGCUGAUGUUGUCGGAGCUGCCGGAGCCGCCGAUCGCUCUGUCCGAGAUCGGGCCCAUCCCACCGCCCCCCAUGUUCAGCUCACCGAGUCCCACGCGCCACCACCACCAGCACCAACACCAGCACCAGCACCCACACACACACCAGCAUCAGCAUCAACAUCCCCACCCUCAGCAUCCGCUAUCGCAACAUCCUCUCUCUGACUCCGAAGAGGAGGACGAACAGGAGGACGAUGAAGUAGAACCACUGAACCUUGGCGCGGACACGUCCCGCGUCGAGGAGAUCCCGCCCAAGGAGCCCAUCUUCAACGCAGUGCCGCUCAAGUCGGCGCUCAAGAAGCGGCCCGCGCCGUCCGCAUCGCCAGCGUCCACGCCCCUCGCCACGCCGCUAGCCCCGCGGCAGGACCAUCAUCACGCCAGCUUCAAGCGGCCGCCGCCUAAACCGAGGAUCCGCAUAUGCAGCAAUCGUCCGGUGCGAGUUGGCAACGGUAUGGAGAACAAGGAGAACGCUCGUCCGUGGGAGGAGUACGAGCAGUCGAACGAGUCGGACCGCGUGGCCGCCAAGCUGGCGCGCAAGGAGAGCCUCAACAUCAAGCUGGCGCUGCGCCCCGACCGCCAGGAGCUCAUCAACAGGAACAUCCUGGUGGUGCAGAGUGAGCACGAGCGGCAGGAGUCCUGGGAGGCCAUCGGCGCGCGCCUCAUCCGCCGCCUGUCCAUGCGGCCCACCGCCGAGGAGCUCGUCGAGAGGAACAUACUCAAAAGUCAGUCACCCGCCGAGGAGAAGAAGCAAAAAGAAGAGAAAAAACGAUACCUACUGCGCAAGCUCAGCUUCCGACCCACUGUCGACGAACUCAAAGAGAAGAAAAUUAUACGCUUCAGCGACUACAUCGAAGUUACACAGGCUCACGACUACGACCGGCGCGCGGACAAGCCGUGGACCCGGCUGACGCCGCGCGACAAGGCCGCCAUCCGCCGCGAACUCAACGAGUUCAAGAGCUCCGAGAUGGCCGUUCACGAGGAGAGCAAGCAUCUUACUAGAUUCCACAGACCAUGACGGCUGUGCCUUAGAACCAGAGCGGAGCGUAGCGGGUGAGCGCGGCCGGGCGUCGCCUCGGCCCGCGCGGGUGUCGCGGCCUGCUCCCGGCCCACUGCGCGACUGGGCCCUCCACCGGCCCGGCCCACUUCCCGGCCCGGCCCGCUUCCCGACUCGGCCCACCACCGGCGCGGCUCGCUCUUCGCUACGAGCGCCGCACCUUCGUCGACCACCGGCCGCGGCCGCACCUGUGAUUUUUAAUGUUAUUUAUAUUGACUUCUUCCGUUUUCUGGAAGAUUUGAAUGCAAUAACUUACCAGAACGCAUCGGUAAAGUGUUGAAUAUUCUAAAGUUGCGUUGUACCGCCGUUUUGACGUUACGUUUUGUACAUGCGUACUGAGAGUGCAAUUUUGUUUUUUAAUUUACCUACUAUGUAUCGUAGUUAUUGCCGAGUACAAUUAUUGUCAUUAUGGUAUCGUUUUAAUAUUAUUAAGUUGACGUAUUCUAAGCAUAACUAUACAUUCUUUGAAUUGACCUUCGAGAAAGGUUAGUGAUACUGUUUAUUGUGGUGGAGAUUAUGCGCUUUCAAACUCUGUGAAUUGUAUGUAACGUUUACGAGUGUAUUAUUUUGAUAUGUGAGACGUAUCCAUCAUAUUGUAUUUUUUGUAAACUUGUGAUUUUUCUUAUAUUGCUAGCUCUUAGCUCCGUAGUCGUUAAGCUAGAUUCAAUUUUAAACUAUUUAUUUGGCGUAAAAUUUAUACUGUAUUAUGUUACGGUCACAAUUUGUAUUCUUUUUGUUUGUGUGUCGUAUUGUAAGGUAGUUCGAUCACAACAUGAUUCCGCCGAGAGCGGCGCUAAAUGCAAUAUUUUAUAUAAGUACAGCUCUUUUUAUACUUCCCGGACGAACUGUUGAAUUGUUCUAAAUUAAAGUUACAAGUUGCGGCAUUUCUUCGAUGUUAGGUUAUUGAGAUACUGCCACAGAUUUUCGACGAUUGUUUCUUUACAAAUUCAUUUAUGAAAGUGAACUUGAAAACGUAUAAUAUGUAUUCUUACACUGACUGGGGUAUAUUAGAUUUGUGGCGUUUUGUUGACAUUGUGAUCAUAGGUGUUAUAUUGGUUAUGUAGAUACAACGUGUUGAUGAAAGUGCGCAACUCAGCGGUGUAGAUAACUUUCGAAUGUUCAUUUGAUGGUCUUAAAGUGCUUCCAAAUGUGUUGAGUAACUAAUCCGCAUUGUGAUAAUGGCGCACAGAUGUUAGUUCUAUUACGUAUGGGUAUUCGUUUCUCCCGGUAAUGUACACGAGCCGCGUUUAUUUGCUCAAGCGUAGCCCGAAGCGACUUGCUGCACUACCGCCGCUGAUAUUUCACCUAUCAUCUACCGAAUAUACAUUUAAAAUAAAAAAUAAUAAAAACAAUAAAGUAAAUCUGAAAAAAAAAAGUAGUAAAUGUAUUGUUUACUGUUAAAAUUCAUGUUAUUACUUAAGACCGAAGCAUACACGUCGAUCAUUUGAACAUAGGCACUUUGUUUGUGACUAUUGAUAAGAAUACUGGUCCAGUUAUGAGAUUCCUAAGUACAGGGAUAUACUCGGUGAUUAUAAAACACACUAAUAGAACACAGUCGUUAUUAAAAUAACACAAAAUAUAAUGAGCUCAAUGUAAGACGCGUAACUAGUUGGUAGAGGCUUGCGAGGCCCCGCGGACACCGGCGGGCCGCCUGACACCCAUCUCGCUCUAGCCUAACUCUAGUGUAAGGUAUUCAAGCAUUGAACGAACUAAAUCACUAUUUAAUGAUUGAAUAAGCUAUUAUAAAGCUGUAGCUGUUAAAUACAUUAUUAUACGCCUUCUGAGAUUACGGUCAUUAUUUCAUAAUGUUACACGUUCCGUUUCACGUCGAGACAUUGUAUUUCCUGAUCGGCUCGAUAGUUAGAGAGCAAUAAUACAGUCGGCUCGUUUGGCUGACGAGUGAAAUUAUUUGAAACUAGCGUUGAAACUUUUUAUAUUACUGUAUAGAUUAAUUCUUCUUAGUGUAACUAAUAGAUAGGAAUCAGUUAUAAAUAUUUUUUAAAACGAUGUAUUGUUCAGUAGCGGUGCCAUUUCGUGUGACGUGUGUUAUGGAGGUUCAGAUGUGAUGUCGGCGGGCGCGCCGCCGGGCUCGGGCCGCGGCGAGUCACUGCGCAACACGAACUAUGCAUCAGUCUGAAGAUAGAUUUCUUUACACGUGUUUUUAUAUCGUAGUUAUCCUGUUAUGUUAAGUCAAUGCGUAAUCACAGUACAUUAUACAAAAUUAUGAUAGCAAGCUACAAAAAUGUUGAAUAAUGGUUAUUCUUGAGACCAUUCCAUUAUAGAAUAAAAUGGAAGCCAAAAUGACGACUUAUUUUUCUAAACGAUUUUGUUAGAUUUGCAAUUAAAAUUAAUAAGGUAAAACGUAGAUGUUUAUCGAUAUAUAAUAUUACAUAAUAAGACAUUCAGAUUUUCCAAAGAUCUAUGGCUCAACUAAAUUCUUUUAGCUAGCUUACAUUGACCUCCACUGUAUGUUGCGAUGUGUAUGUUGCCAGGCAAGUUAGUGUGAGACAAGCCUUCCUUCAGGCGUAACAAGCGAUAUUAUUUAUCAAAUCAAAUGUGAUAUAAAUAUUUUAAUUUCUAGUGUUUUAUUAUGAUUGUUACAAUUUCGUCAUAUAAUUGUAAUUCGAUUUUUUCAAUAUGUAUUGGUAUUAUGUAUGUGUUUGCGAUCGUUAACGAUUAACACUUAGAGCGAACUUCUAUUUUCACACGACUGGAAACAGCAAUACAUGCUUAAUUUGUAAGACGAUUAUAUAUCACUUAUGCUAUAUUUAGCGUCACAUAAUCUCAAAAAGCUAUUGACGAAUAUCUGAGAUCAGUCGAAUAUAAUCGAAAUCGUCAAAAUAAGACGAAAAAAUAACCAUCGCAAAACAGGAUGCUUACUAUACGUUUUUAAAUCAGGGUCUUGGUAUUUGUGUAAGACAAGGCGAGUAGAUACGCUUUAGAGUGCGGCGUCUUGCUUCCAAAAUCAAAAAAGUCCUGUUUUAAAAUCUCAUAGUACCAACUGUGCCAAGUGAAGUUUUUCAAUGUUAAGUAAUCUUAAUGUAAAUGUGCGUGUGACUCAGACCGCGCCGAAGUUCAAUGCGACUUAGAUUCCCUCGAUAACAAGUGUUAAUGAAACUUGUAUGUCGUAUUUUAGUACUUUUAAACUAAUCCGAGCAAUGCCAAUUGUGAGAUUACAAUUGUAGCGUAUUUAUAAUUACUAUUUAUUUAUGUAUUUUUAUAUGAUAUAUGUAUACGUAUGUGUGGUUUUCAUAUUCUUUUCUUAUAUGACGCUAAAUAUACAGACAAAAAUCAAUAUAUUUUUGCAGUUGAAUGAUGAACUGUUAUAUUAUCUAAUUUUAAAAUCAACAACGACUUCACGCAUGUAUUGCGGUAAUGAUUUUAAACAAAUUAUAUCGAUAAACAUUCUUUAAAAAUUAUGUCUGUAUAUAAUUUUAUCGUAAUGUAAAUUAUGGAAUCUCUCAUUUCCAGUAAUAUCGUGCGUAAAUUUUUGUGCUAUUACAAUUUAUAAUUGCUAAUCUUCAGUAAUCUGUAUACUGUUGCUUUUAUUUUAACAUCAUGUAAAUUAUUAAUGACUUGUUGUAAUGAGUAUAUAUUGAUAGCUAUAAAAUUACUUGUUUUAUAUAAAGUAAGUCUGUAAAUAUCAUAAUUAUACAUUAAGUUUUAUA